This is a messenger RNA of Culex pipiens pallens (northern house mosquito), 1384 nucleotides long. Its product is annotated as ubiquitin-like protein 7. The transcript is spliced from 2 exons. Lineage: Eukaryota; Metazoa; Arthropoda; Insecta; Diptera; Culicidae. Gene Ontology annotation, cellular component: cytosol. The record is from RefSeq and is a predicted model, not a curated record. Gene Ontology annotation, molecular function: polyubiquitin modification-dependent protein binding. Bases 132 to 1286 code for a protein of 384 amino acids. Gene Ontology annotation, biological process: ubiquitin-dependent protein catabolic process.
UGUUGAAUUUGACAAGUCAUUUUGCUUGCGCGGAUCGUCCUCCAAAAUCGGGAAAAGUUUUGUUGAAAAAAUUACGUUCGUUCGUUUAUUCCGGUUUUCGUAAAAGCGUCCGUACCGGCGAACCCUCCACAAUGCCGUUCGUGUAUCUCGGAGUGCACCUUCCGUUCAAAUCGUACAGAAAGAUAAAGGUCGACAACUUUGACCUGAGCAACAAAACAGAACAACUCCGGGAGGAGGCACGAAAAGCCAUCAGCGAGCUUCCUGCGGAGGAAUUUGAUUUUAUUUACUGCGGAGAUUUGCUGCAAAAUGAUGACGUCCUUCAAGAGAAAGGAGUCGAAAAUGGAUCCGUAGUUCAUCUGAUCCAGAAAAAGAAAGAUCUUCCGUCGUUGCCGCAGGUUGACAACUUUACCGAAGCGGACGUGCAGCAAGUUUUGGGAAUCUGGCGAACCGUUGAUCCGUCCAACUUCCAGAAGGUCCGCCAUCCCGAGUUCAUGAAGAACGUUCUGGACGCGAAUCCGGCCAUCCGACAGGACCUGUGGGCUCUCUCCAUUCUGAAGGAUCCGAUUCUACUGUCUUCCAUGCAGCAACCGGAGACCAUCCGUCGAGUGGCCGAAAAGCACUACAUACUGAUCAAGGCGUCCCGGUCAAUUGUGCAGUUGCUCAACUCGAAAAUGAUCUCUAAAUCGACCACUUUUUCGCCCACAAUCGAAAGUGCCCUCGAAGACGCCCUGUCGGAUUCGUCGUCCAGCGAGGACAACACAUCGCCAACCACAUCGACCGGGGUUCGUUCGGCACGGCGGAUUACCGCCGACCAACUUGCAUCGGCCCUGGCCUUUGCCGGAUCAUCUUACAACUCGCUAAACAGCAUUUCCCAGCGAGAUGCAGACAAUCGACAGACCACAGACCCGACCAGCCAACCCUCUACUUCCGGCAGCGCCCCGGCAUCGAAUCGCAUCACCUCUUCGAUGUUUAUGAACGCCCUCUCGGAAGUGAUUCAGUCCCAGCGGCAGCGCGAACCAAACUCCAACGAGCCGGAACCGAUGGACACGUCCCCGGCGACGGCUGCUACAGCACAACCCCCGGCAGCCGCUCCCGGUGACAUGGGCGCGCAAACGUUGUCCCAACACUCGACGCUGGAGGCAAGCCUCAGUCAGUAUCGCGCCGAGCUGGAACAGAUGAGGGAAAUGGGACUUACUGACACCGAGACGAAUCUGCAGGCGCUGAUCGUUUGCAACGGAAACGUCGAAACUGCCGUUAAUCUUGUGUUCAGCGGAAUGAACAACUAGGACGAGGAAGAGCGUUUUGUGCAGGACUUAUAUAAUAUUCACUAUCGUCAGUAACCUUUGUUAACCUUGAUUCAAUAAAAAACUACUUACAAAUCAAA